AUGCUUCGCCGCAUUGAUGAAUGCAUCGAAUCAGUAUGCGCAUCAGCUCGAAGCUUCUCCGAGCAAAAUCCGGAGAAGCAGAUUGCCGUGGAAUCCGUUGAGUCAAGAAAAGAGGACAACACAGCGACAGAUAUUUCAUGUUCCACGAGGGCGCUGAAUAUAGCUGUGAAGUGUGUGCUGAACGAAAUCGUUGAUGAAGUUGCCGGUGAUAAAGUCGAUGAACGGAGACGAAGAAAACGAGCGAGACCUACUAAAGAGAGCACAGCAGUGGAAGGAAAACAAUGGAGACCAAGUAAAAGGCUGCAAAAAUUCCUGAAGGAUCUGGAAAGCGAUGAAUAUGUAACUCAGCCACCCGCAAAAACCCAAAAACGCAACAGUCCUAGAAAUGCUGCUGAGGUGCAACGGAAACGGCGAAAACCAUCCAAAACUGAUAAGGGAGAAACAGAAAGCAGUUUCAUUGGAGAUUCAAGUUCCACAUCCACGAGUACUUCACUGCACUACGGCGAAUUUAAUUUUGAUUUUGAGGAAUAA
Gongylonema pulchrum is the source of this 531-nucleotide messenger RNA. Lineage: Eukaryota; Metazoa; Nematoda; Chromadorea; Rhabditida; Gongylonematidae. The record is from the annotation of a GenBank genome assembly.